AUGACUGUCGAAAACGAAAAUAACUCUUACGUCUUCCAAGGAUACAUCACUAAAAAGUUACCUCAUGUCAAACGCGGUGAAGGAUGCAGAAUUGUCGUUGAAAAAGAUGGCAAGUUACAUGAAGAUGUCUUCGAUGGCAUCACUGGUGCUGCUGUCGGGGCAUUGGGAUGGGGUGAUGAGGAUAUCCAUGGGAUCAUGACAGAAGCAGCCAAGAAUCACACUUACACUUUCCCAUCUUUAAUCGGUAAUUCACAAUCUGAAGAAUUGGCUAAGUUCUACAUUGAAAACUCUCCAAAGGGCGCCUUUGAAUCCGCUUUGUGGUGUUGCUCUGGUUCUGAAGCUAACGAAAAUGCUAUGAAAAUCAUUAGACAAUACCAAUUGGAGCGUGGCCAACCAAAAAGAACUAAGAUCAUCUCUAGAGAAUCUUCUUACCAUGGCUUCACUUUGGGUGCCUUGUCCAUCUCUUCUAAUCCAAGAGCCGAACAGUUCAAGGAAAUCUUGAUGGACCAAAAAGAAUUAUGCCUAAAGAUGCCUGUAUGCUACCCAUACAGAUUCAUGAAGAAAGGUGAAACCGAAGAAGAAUAUUGUGCCAGAUUGAUUCAUAGCCUGGAACAAUUGAUCUUAGACAACGACCCAGAGACUAUCUCUGUGGUUCUCGUUGAGACAUUGCCAGGUUCCUCCUUAGGUACUACUCCACCACCAAAGGGAUAUCUAUCAGGUAUCCGCCGUAUCUGUAAUAAGUACGACGUUGUGUUCAUGCUCGAUGAAGUCAUGUGUGGUACUGGUAGAAGCAACCCUAACGGUAAGUUGAACUGUUGGGAGAAUUUCUUGACAGCUGAAGAAGCCCCAGAUAUCCAAAGUGUUGGUAAGACCUUGGGUUCCGGAUACGUUACCAUAGCCGGUGUUUUAGUUGGUCCAAAAAUCAAAAAAGCAUACGCCGAAGGUUCGAACUGUAUGAUCGGUUCCCACACUUAUGCAUCUCACGGUUUUAACUGUGCCGUUGCCCUUGGUGUGCAAAAGAAGAUCUUGGAUAACGAUUUAACUAAAAACAUCUUUGAAAAGGGUAACUUGAUGGGUCAGAAAUUGAAGAAAUCUCUGCUAGCUUACGAUAACAUCGUCGGUGAUGUCAGAGGUAUUGGUGGAUUCUGGUCCUUAGAAUUUGUCAAGGACAGAGAAACAAAGGAACCAUUCCCAUACAAGCUUGACGUUGGUCACCGUUUCCAAGAUGUAUGUUUCGAAAAUGGAAUUACUGUCAUGGGUAUGCAAGGAAACAUCGACGGUGUUUCUGGUGAUAUUGCUUUGUUGGCACCAUCAUUCAUCAUCACCGAAGACGAUGUCUCCACCAUUGUGGAAAGAGUUACCAAGUCUGUUGAUGAUAUGACCGUUCUACUAAAGGCUGAAGGCCAUUUCUGA
Messenger RNA from Kluyveromyces lactis, 1413 nucleotides. RefSeq lists its product as uncharacterized. Gene Ontology annotation, cellular component: cytosol. The record is from RefSeq and is a predicted model, not a curated record. Lineage: Eukaryota; Fungi; Ascomycota; Saccharomycetes; Saccharomycetales; Saccharomycetaceae. Gene Ontology annotation, molecular function: transaminase activity; pyridoxal phosphate binding. Bases 1 to 1413 code for a protein of 470 amino acids. The transcript has a single exon.